This is a messenger RNA of Ascochyta rabiei, 3939 nucleotides long. RefSeq lists its product as uncharacterized. Gene Ontology annotation, cellular component: membrane. Bases 1 to 3939 code for a protein of 1312 amino acids. Gene Ontology annotation, biological process: transmembrane transport. Gene Ontology annotation, molecular function: ATP binding; ABC-type transporter activity; ATP hydrolysis activity. The transcript has 2 exons. The record is from RefSeq and is a predicted model, not a curated record. Lineage: Eukaryota; Fungi; Ascomycota; Dothideomycetes; Pleosporales; Didymellaceae.
AUGGCGAUCAAGAAGCCAUCCUUCGCGCCAUAUCUUGGCUUCUUUCAGCUCCUCUUCUACGCAAACCCUACCUGGCUUGACAAGCUCCUCAUCUUUGCUGGAGCUACCUUUGCGAUUGCAGCCGGCGUCCCAUUCCCACUUGUUGGUAUUAUUUUUGGUCAACUCGUUGAUGACAUCAACGAUGCAACCUGCAGCAACCAGGCCGGUGCAGGCGGUGCUGGGGACCAGUCGUCUAUCGAUCAAAAGGUUCUCCUUCUUGUAUAUAUCGGCAUUGCAAGCUUCGCUUGUAUUUAUAUUCAUCUUGUCUGCUGGAAUAUAGCAUCACAACGGCUAGCGCAACGCAUUCGAGACCGGUACCUGAGGAACCUCUUACGACAAGAUCUUGCCUUCUUCGACAAUCUCCAGUCUGGGGAAGUGUCUUCCCGUCUCAAUGGCGACAUCUCGGCGAUCGAGGGUGGUACGGGCGAGAAGGUCGGUGUUGCUCUGACUUGUCUCUCGUUCUGUGUAACAGCAUACAUCGUUGGUUUCAUCAAGAACGCCGAGCUCACAGGGAUGCUCGUUUCCUUGAUCCCGGCGUUCCUUCUCAUGGCAGUCGUCGGCGGCCAUUACGUGGGCAAAUACACAGUCAGUGUUGGAGGAUACUUUGGAUCCGCCAGUGCCCUUGCUUCCGAGGCAUUGAGCAACAUUGGUCUUGUUCACGCACUUGGCGCUAAUGAGAGGCUUGAGAAGAAGUUCCGAGACCAUCUAGGAAAUGCUCGUCAUGCCGGUAUCCGGAAGGCUGUAGCUGCAGCUGUAAUGGCUGGAUUGCUCUACUUUAUCGCUUACUCAUCCAGUGCACUUGGUUACUGGCAGGGUAGCAAGAGAAUCGCGGAUACUGUCGACGGCAGGGGCAACGACACGAUUGGAGAGAUCUACACAGUGACUUUCAUCCUUCUCGAUGGCGCCAUUGUUUUGAGCCAGAUUGCACCUAUGCUUCCUCUAUUUACUGGUGCUAUUAGCGCUUUCGACCGUCUUCGCAAGGAUAUCGAAACGCAACCUACGAUUGACAACACUUCGACAUCUGCUGAAAAGCCUUCUGUGGUAGACGGCAAACUCACGUUCCGUAAUGUCGAAUUCACAUAUCCUUCUAGACCCGACCAUCCUGUAUUGAACGGCAUCUCAAUCAACUGCGAGGCUGGUAAGCUUACUGCAAUUGUCGGGUUGUCUGGCAGUGGUAAAUCGACGAUUGCCAGUCUCAUCAGCCGCUUCUACGACCCAUUGGCUGGGGAUGUUCUUCUUGACAACCGCAACAUCAAGGACAUCAACAUAAAAUCACUAAGAGGAUUCAUCAGCCUUGUUCCCCAGGAACCGUCUCUUCUUGAUCGAUCAAUCUUGGAAAACAUUGCGCUAGGUCUCGUCAACUCGCCAGCUCACUCCCACCUAGAAACUGUUCUCCUCAGCAACGCACUGGCCAAUCUUACCAAGGAAGUUAGAGAAGGCGAAGAUCUUACAAAGGUAGUAGAGAAAGCUGGACCUGACGUAGUUGAGAUUCUCCGGCUCGUGCAGCACGCGGCAGGGCUAGCUGAUGUGGCUGUCUUUAUCGAUCGCUUGGAGUUUGGUCUUGCUACGCUUGUCGGUUCGAGCGGAAGCCUGGUAAGUGGUGGCCAGAAGCAGCGAGUUGCUCUUGCCCGUGCUCUCGUUCGCGACCCUAGGAUACUUAUCCUCGACGAAGCUACUGCAGCACUCGACUCUGCCAGUGAACAGCGCAUCCAGGCUGCUAUUGACAAGGCAUCCAAGGGUAGAACUGUGAUCUCUAUCGCUCAUCGUCUCUCUACCAUUCGAAACGCAUCGAAAAUUAUCGUCAUGAAGAAAGGCGAUAUCAUCGAAGAAGGCACUCACGACGAGCUUUUGACACUGAAUGGCUCGUACGCUGACAUGAUACGCUUGCAAACCGUAAAACCCACGGAUGACGGUGCAUCAAGCUCAAGAACAAGUCUUGACGAUGAUGAAAUCGAACUAAUCAAAAACAAGCAUUCAGCGUCAGCCGUCAACGAUACAGAUGCGCUGCCCUCAAGUCCAGCCGAAAAGCCAGAGCCGUUGAAGGGAGCAAACGGAGAGAUAGUCGCGAAGUCGAUUUCGAGGACUAUGGGACCUCUGGUUCGGCCGUACCUGCUGCUGCUUCUGUUGGCCUUCCUGGGCGCUUUGAUUGUUGGUGGUCAGUACUCCGCGUCCGGACUUUUGUUUGGAAACGUCAUGGGCGUCAUGUCGCCUUGCAACCCGUCAGACUAUAUCAGAUCUCAAGGAGCGCUGCUCGCGGGCAUGUGGUUCAUGGUCGCCUGUGUAUCAUUCUUUGCCAACUUCACAAGCUGGGCGACCUUCGGACUCAUCUCAGAGCGCCUCAUCUACAAAGUGCGUGUCUUGUCGAUGCGCUCUCUUCUAGAACAACCCUUGCAAUGGCAUGAGUCCGAAGGCAGGAACCCUAAUCAGCUCCUAGAGUACAUCACAAAAGACGGCAACUCACUGGCUGGCUUCAGUGGCUCUAUUGCUGGAACUUUGUUCUCGGUCGUUGUCAACUUCAUCGCGGCUAUCAUCCUGUCACACAUUGUUGCGUGGAGAAUCGCCAUCGUGUGCCUGGUCAUUGUUCCCUUGUUACUGGGAGCCGGAUAUAUGCAACUUCACGCCAUUGGAAAGUUCGCAGUCAAGCAUGCAGGCGCGUUUUCGUCAUCCAUCGGCGUCACGACCGAAGCUGUUGCAAACAUUCGUACUGUUCAUGCUCUCUCGAUUGAAGAAGAGAUCAUCCAUACCUAUCGAAGGUCUCUUGUGGCACCACGCAAGGAGAUGGUGAAGCAGAGCUUCAAAACUAACGUCUGGCUAGCGAUUGCCAAUUCUUGUGGGAGCUUCAUCUACGCCUUUGCCUACUGGUGGGGUUCCAAGAACAUCAUCGAAGGACGAUACGACCAAACUGCCUUCUUCGUAGUCCUCAUUUCCAUGCUGCUCUCGGCACAGUUGUGGGGUCAGCUUUUUACCCUUGCCCCUGAGCUCUCCAAAGCCAAGGGCGCUAUCUCGCGCAUUUGUGGAGUUGUGGAUCUGGGGAACGAUCCAUCAGGUACAGCAUCUAGCAGAUCGUCGCUCAAUCUCGAUACCAUUGAUAAGGAGAAGCGGGAUGUUGAAGCGCUCGCUGACUCGCCUACCCCUGCUGUACCUGGCGGUGGUGCUCGCGUAGUUUUCAAGGAUGUUCAGUUCUCCUACCCCGCACGUCCUGGUGUGCCGGUACUGACCUCGCUGUCGCUCUCCAUUCAACCUGGCCAGUUUUGUGCCCUUGUCGGGCCUUCCGGUGCAGGCAAAAGUACCGUUCUUGCGCUGCUUGAGCGUUUCUAUUCACCUUCCGCGGGCAGCAUCUCCAUCAACGGGGUCGACAUUUCGCGCCACCAUGGCACCUCGUUCCGGGAUGACAUUGCUUACGUACCCCAGAACAACGUUCUUUUCCAGGGCAGCAUCAAGUUCAACAUCGCGCUUGGUGCUAGACCUGGACACGAACCAUCAGAUGCCGAUAUCCAAGAGGCAUGCGAGCUCGCCAACAUCCACCGAACUAUUGCAGAGCUACCACAAGGCUACGACACCGAAUGUGGUGCCAAUGGAUCGCAGCUUUCAGGCGGACAGCGUCAGCGACUGUCGAUAGCGCGUGCACUUGUUCGUAAACCCAAAUUGCUACUGCUCGACGAGAGCACAAGUGCUCUUGAUGCGGAGAGCGAGAAGGCCCUCGAACUUGGUCUCGAGCGCGCUGUGAAAGGCCACGGUGUUACGGUCAUUGCCAUCGCUCAUCGGCUACGGACAAUCGCUAGGGCUGAUGUCAUCUUCAUGGUGGACGGCGGUAAAGUGGUAGAUCAAGGCCGUCAUGAGGAGCUCGUUCAGCGGAGUGAGAGCUAUCGUGUUAAUGCUCUGCAUCAAAUGUUGGACUAG